AUUCUUCUGCACUCAACUUCUGGCCCUUGAAUUGAUUCUCAUCUCACGGCCUUCAAGCAUCCAGCGUGAGUGGCUCUGCUCAUGCGCGGUUCAUUUUAAUUCUAAACCUACCUCCCUCCGAUCCGCAUAGAUCGCUUCCACCGCAGCUUGCCUCCUCCCAAUUACCCUCACCAUGUCUGACGACGAUGAUUUCAUGCAGGAGUCGGAUCCUGAGCAAUAUGAUUUCGAGUACGAAGACGAUGAUGAUGGCUCCACGGGUGAUGUCGACAUCGAAAACAAAUACUACCAAGCCAAACAAUUAAAAGCCGAUGAUCCCUCCGCUGCGGUCGAUGAGUUCCUCGGUGUCCCCGCCCUCGAAGAGACGAAGGGAGAUUGGGGCUUCAAGGGCCUCAAACAAGCCAUCAAACUGGAGUUCUCUCUUGGCCGAUUUGAAGAUGCCGUUGCACAUUACAAAGAGCUGCUCACCUAUGUCAAGUCUGCAGUGACGAGAAACUAUUCGGAAAAGUCCAUCAACAAUAUGCUCGACUACAUUGAAAAGGUGGCCACCGAACAGACGGCGUACAAGUGCAUGGAGGAAUUCUACAGUCUCACGUUGGAGACAUUCCAGAGCACCAACAACGAGCGGCUGGCACUCAAGACCAAUGUCAAACUUGCAAAGCUCUACCUUGACAAGAAGGACUACACCUCGUUGACGUCCAAAGUGCGAGAAAUUCACAAGGCAUGCCAAAAAGAGGAUGGCUCUGAUGACCCGGGCAAAGGCACGUACUCCCUAGAGGCAUAUGCCCUUGAGAUACAAAUGUACGCCGAGAUGAAGAACAACAAACGCUUGAAAUCUCUGUACCAAAAGGCCCUGACCGUCCGGUCGGCCGUCCCUCACCCUAAAGUCCAAGGCAUCAUCCGUGAGUGUGGAGGCAAGAUGCACAUGAGCGAAGAAAAUUGGAAGGAGGCACAGUCGGACUUCUUCGAGUCGUUCAAGAAUUAUGACGAGGCAGGCAGUAUGCAGCGGAUCCAGGUUUUGAAAUAUCUGGUGCUCACCACAAUGCUGAUGAAAUCGACCAUCAACCCCUUUGACAGCCAAGAAACCAAACCUUACAAGAAUGACCCGCGCAUCUCAGCCAUGACGAACUUGGUCGAAGCCUACCAGCGGGAUGAAUUCCACCGGUACGAGUCCAUCUUGAAAGACAAUCAAGACCUCCUCGCGGAUCCGUUCAUUGCCGAAAACAUUGACGAGGUUAGCCGCAACAUGCGUUCUACCGCAGUUCUCAAACUCGUGGCACCAUACACGCGCUUCACCUUGAAAUUCAUUUCCAAACAUGUCAAGAUCCCCGUCUCGGAGGUGGAGGACAUCCUUGGUGUGCUAAUCGUGGACAAGAAAUUGGACGCCAGCAUCGACCAGGAGAAUGGAACAGUCAAAGUCAACAAAUCGAACACGAGUGGCAACAGUGACGGUGGAGACAGGGAACAUCUCCAACGGCUCAAUGAAUGGACAACAGCGGUGGAAGCGCUGUGGACCACGGUCCUGCAAGAUGGCGAAGGAUUCAAGUUUGAGGAGACGCAGAGUGGAUCCAAUUUUGCCCCCUUGAUGAACUUCAACCUUGGUGGAGAUGCAAUUCCUACUCGAGGGCCAGUACGUCGGGGCGGGCAUGCGAGCUUUCGAGGUGGUGGACGGGGAGGCGGCAUAGGUGGAUUGGGUGCUGCGGCUGGUGGUAGUAAACUAUUUCCUCAAGUUUGAAACUCGACAAUGCCUCCGGAGCUUUACGCCAGGAGGGCGUGCAUCUUGCUAGCGAAGGCGUCUGUCACACAAGCGAGGGUCACACAGAGGACAGAUGGUACCUGAUUGCUUGUCAACCAUCGUGUUUGUUGCACCUUGCACCUUGCAACUGCCUACUACCGGCAAUCCAGCUGUCAAUAUCGAGCAGCGAUCAUCAAAAGCCGGUCCUGGGGUUGGUUCACGUGAAUACAUUUGACGUCAAUUUGCAAGUUGGGGAUGGAUGCUUUCGCUGAGCCCUGAGGAUGUAUGGUACGCACUCGCUCGUGUUCCAGCUUUCGAGACUCGGAGCAGGAUCGUGUUUGAGGAGAUUGUUGCGCAUGCAACAAUGAUUGAUUGGGGGAGCAUUUACACGAGGCCUCUCGGCCCAGCCGGCAUGCUUCCAACUUCUCAGCAGAUCAUUUUGAUCGCGAUCCUGUGCAUUGUUAGUCUGUUUGUGGCACUGCGAUGGCCCGGCUUGGAAGUGACGGGCAAGUGAGCAAGCGUUGGAUCUGUUACAUGCUAGGACCUCGGAUCCAGACUGCUGGGACGAGAUGACGAAUCAGCCCCAGGCCUAGCCCCAGACCUGGUAGGUGAAUGAGCAGGCGAAGAUAAGACAAAGGUUGCAGUUGAAGCGGUUGCUGGAUUUGGGGUCCACACGGGCAUCAGGGGUAGUGAACUUGAUCGUUCCCAAGGUUGGUAGUUGCAACUGAGCAUCGCAAAUGGCUGAAAUGGCUGAGAGAGGAGACGUUGGCACGUUGGCCUUUGCUAGCGACCCUGGGGUGGUCUGAGAGUGUGAGGCCGAUUGAGGAUGAGCGAAGUCCAAGUCUAGAGAUGGUUGCCACUUUUGACGACCGAGAAAGCUGUCACAAACCGUUGUGUCCUCCUCUUUCCGGCUUGAGUUCUCCCGAGCCCUGUAGAUGAUCCAUGUCGCUUACCCAAUUCAUGCCCCUGCCCGGAC
Messenger RNA from Exophiala mesophila, 2708 nucleotides. RefSeq lists its product as uncharacterized. NCBI's taxonomy places the organism in Eukaryota, Fungi, Ascomycota, Eurotiomycetes, Chaetothyriales, Herpotrichiellaceae. The coding region runs from base 173 to 1732 and encodes 519 amino acids. The transcript is spliced from 2 exons. Gene Ontology annotation, cellular component: COP9 signalosome. The record is from RefSeq and is a predicted model, not a curated record. Gene Ontology annotation, biological process: protein deneddylation.